Messenger RNA from Brassicogethes aeneus, 3369 nucleotides. The record is from the annotation of a GenBank genome assembly. Lineage: Eukaryota; Metazoa; Arthropoda; Insecta; Coleoptera; Nitidulidae.
AGCGUUUCGCUUUUGCGUUAUAUGUGCUGUCAAAAAUCAAACUUGGAGGCAAACAAUAAUUGUGAUUUCUAAUGGGAAGAAUCACCAACAAUUCAGAAGUCGAAAUAAUUCCAUUGGGUGAUUUGAAUUCAGUGAAUAAACGUUCAAUUACACGUCCGUUGCACAAGCGUUCAAAAAUGCAAAGGCAACCUUACAUGUCGGAUCCAACCAUUGUACCACGCGUUCAAAAGUAUUUGGAAUCAAACGUGGAUAAGACUUUUGUUGAUAUAAAUUCCAUGGCAGAUGAUCUUCAAUCUGCUCACAGGGAAUAUGCAAAGAGGAAGCGUAGUGCUUUUAGAGCAUCAGUUAAAAAAGCCUAUGGCAUUGUUUUACAAAGUUAUGGUUUGCAGGAUCAUGAAACCUCAGAGGAUGAAGAGGAUGAUGUCAGUGAAGAAGAAACAGCAGCAGAACAUCAUAACAGAUUUUCCAAUUCAUUGAGUGCCCAGUUGGUAGACUUAUAUAGUAGACCUGCUGUAGUUCCAAAACACAUUGACGAAAAUGAGCUCAUAGACAUAAGCAGUGAUGACUCAGAAGAUAAGGCAACUUAUGCCAAUAACAAACCCAGCAAUGGACCUUCAACUUCACAGCAGCAAGCAAACUAUCAAAAUAACUACAAUGUCAAAAAACCUGUGCCUGAAAAUUUAAAAAAUGAUCGCUACCAGGCCAUUGCACGAAACAGUUCUUAUCAACAAAACAAGAAAAGAAAGCUUGACGUUACACCCAAUAUAUCAAUAAUCAGUAAGGGUCCAGCCAAAAAGAAAAAACAAAUAUCAGAUUUGGAAAAAUCUGCCACUACAUUUAAAGAUGUGGGUGGUAUGGAUAAGAUUUUAGAGGAUGUUUGUAAACUUUUGGUACACAUCAAGCAUCCUGAAUUAUAUCAAAAAAUUGGAAUAUCACCUCCCAGGGGGUUUUUGCUGCAUGGACCACCUGGUUGUGGUAAAACUUUAUUGGCAAAUGCCAUUGCUGGGGAACUUAAUAUUCCUCUUUUAAAAGUUGCUGCUCCAGAAUUGGUAGCAGGAGUUUCAGGCGAAAGUGAAGAGAGAAUUCGGGAACUUUUCGAAAAAGCCGCCGCUUCUGCGCCCUGCGUUUUAUUUAUCGAUGAAAUUGACGCCAUCACACAAAGCAGACAGAAUGCGCAGAAAGAAAUGGAGCGCAGAAUUGUUGCGCAGUUGCUCAGCUGUCUAGAUGACUUGGGCCAGAACAAUUCGGGUGACCGGGUUUUGGUGGUGGGUGCCACGAACCGACCGGAUUCCAUAGAUCCGGCUCUGCGUAGAGCUGGCCGCUUCGAUCGUGAAAUAUGCCUUGGCAUACCGGACGUACAAUCGCGUCUGCACAUUCUCAAAGUGCUCACGCAGAACCUGAGGUUGGCCGAAAAUUUUGACUAUGAGAGUUUGGCAAAAUACACUCCCGGAUAUGUCGGAGCCGAUCUGCUUUCCUUGACUAGGGAAUCUGCCAUGUCUGCAGUUAAUAGGGUAUUCAACGAGCUGCGCGACAGCCGUAAAAUAGAGGAACCCCCGCGCCAGGCGUCCCCGGUUUCAGCUCCCGCAGUAGAACCACCAAAAGAACAGGCCACGUCCCCGGAAGUGGUGGUGGAGGAAGAAGAGAGUAAAGAUGCCGCUUCGAACGAUUCCAACAAGAGCGAUCCGGAGAUCGUUGUCGACGACGAGGCGACCAAGGAGUUGGCGACGCCGCCCUCGAACGAGGCCAACGACAAGGAGUGCGUCGUCGUCGACGUCGACGACGAGCAGAACAAACCGAACAAUGCCGAGUCCAAAGACCCCGAAAGCAGCCUAGAGGUUGUCAACGGGGAGGAUGUCGAGGUUGCCGAGCCUCAACAAGAACCAAUGCCCGUCGACAAUGUGGUAAAACAGCUGACCCCGCUGGAGGAACUAAUCUCGUGGCUGCACGACAAAACCCCCAUCACCGACGCCCAACUCCAGAGCCUCUCCGUAACGAUGGACGACUUCGCGGCCGCGCUGAAGUGCGUGCAGCCUUCGGCGAAGCGCGAGGGCUUCGCCACCGUGCCCGACACCACCUGGGCCGACGUCGGCUCGCUGAGCGACGUGCGCGAGGAGCUGCAGAUGGCCAUCCUGGCCCCGGUGCGCCACGCCGAACAGUUCGAACGUCUCGGUUUGAACGUGCCGACCGGCGUUCUGCUGUGCGGGCCGCCCGGCUGCGGCAAAACGCUGCUGGCCAAGGCGGUGGCCAACGAGGCCGGCAUCAAUUUUAUUUCCGUCAAGGGACCCGAACUGCUGAAUAUGUAUGUUGGAGAAAGUGAACGGGCUGUGCGUGUUUGUUUUGAAAGAGCAAGAAAUUCGGCACCAUGUGUAAUCUUCUUUGAUGAAUUGGAUGCUCUAGUACCAAAAAGAACCGAUUCAAGAGAUGGUGGGCCAACAAUGCGUGUAGUGAACCAAAUGCUAACAGAAAUGGACGGUGUAGAAGGAAGAAAAGGCGUUUUCCUAUUGGCCGCUAGCAACAGACCAGACAUUGUUGAUCCCGCAGUUUUGAGACCUGGAAGAUUGGACAAAAUUAUAUACGUUGGUUUACCAACCGCUCUCGAUCGAGUAGACAUACUCAGAGCUAUAACAAAGAAUGGUACAAGGCCUCAGUUGGCUUCCGAAGUAGACUUGUCGGCUAUAGGCAGUUCCGACAUGUGCGCAGGUUACACUGGGGCAGAUUUGGCCGCUUUGGUCAGAGAAGCCGGCGUGCAAGCGCUGAGGGACUUUAUGGUACGCAACGAUGGCGAACAAACGACCCUCGUAUCUACCGAGCAUUUCAAAAGGGCAGUCGCCAAGAUUAGACCGUCUGUCACGGAAAAAGAUAAGCAACAUUAUGAAAAGCUGAGAAAAACCUACACUGCUGUCCCAGAGCAAGCAGAAGUAGAGGAAAUGGAGUACAGUUAAAUUAUUUUCUAUUAGUUUGUGUUUAGUGAUAUAUUUUUGUAUUUCCCCAAAAUUCAUGUAAAUAUCUAUUCUUGAAUUGUUAUAGAGGAUUGUUGGCACCAUCAUUUCAAAAUAACUUUUAGGUUUUCAAAUAACUUAAGGAUAAUUUUGAUGUAUUAAUAAGUAAGCAUUAAAUGAAGAAUUGUAUGCUGUAUGUAGGUGAUAAAAUCAAAAUGUUUUUAAUUUCACUACAUUUUUUUUUAAUUCUUAAAACUGAAAAAUGGGAAUACUUUUACAAUUGAAAAUAAUUUUAAAUGUUAACUAGAAAAAAGUAAUCCCAGUUUUUAGAUUCUAUUAUAUCUUUGUCCUUUCACAACAAGUUUAGCAGAUUAUAUUAUAGGUUUUAAAUUAACUUUUAUAAAAAAAAAUAAAUUCCAUUUAGUCCAAA